AUCCCAAGCCAUAUUACAAAUCUCACAAUGUUACUGCAGAAUAUUUUUCAUUGUAGUAAACAAACUUUAAUUUCGUAUCUAGCAGAUAACUGAAUAUUUGAACGUAAUGGACAAGCAUAAAACCUUUGCAACUUUGACACCCAAAUGGUGGUUGGAAAUUUUCCACAAGAAAGUAAAUUUCAUAUUCUUUCGUAAUUUGUGUGAUUAAUGUUGCUUUUCUUUUUGGUUGUAAUAAUAUAGUAUGAAACGGUCGUAAUUUUCCUUCAUUUUAACUCAUCCAACUUCUGAAAAGUUCUUGACAUCACAUGUAGUCUUAUCCCAAUAGUUGAUGUUGGCUACAUGGAUCACAUAAAUAUAUUCAUCUAUAUUAAAAAUCAAAGUUUUAAAAUUAUUUAUUAUCAUAAUUACUUUCUCUAAAGUUUUUUUUGUCUCCUCUCAUCAUUUCUACAAGGCUAAAAAUUAUACAUUCUACUUUUAUCAUUGGAAUCUCCUGUGGCUUUUUUGGUUCUUGUCCAAGUUGUCUUUUUCAUUUUUUCUUCUUCAAUGUACACCACUAUUUUCACAAAUAUGACCAUUGUGAAAUUUGUGUUGUGUUGUAUGAUAACACACCCAUCUCAUUUUUGCUACUCACUUUUUCUCUGUUGUCUCUUUAAAGUUCAACAUUCACUACCAGUACUAUAAAAUUGUCUGAGUUUGAUAAGUACUUUGCACUCAUAAAUAAUAUGUUCCUUCAUUUUAGAUAUAUUACUUGUAUUUUCUUGUCUCAUGACAAAGUCCUAAGUAUUUUUUUUUUGUUUACGAAGUUUGUCUCCAAAAUUCAAAUUUAAAAUUAGUGGCUUACUCUACUUUUCUUUUAUCAAAAGUAUACUAUUAUCAAUAAGUAUGUUUUUAGGAUCCAAGACUAGAUUAAACAAGGACUUAGAAGGCUAAAUUUUUAGUCUAUUUGACAAUAAUAAUUACCAUUUUACAUGUCUUGCAUAACCCUAGAAAAAAUAUAUUUUUUAAAGUAGAUAAAAAACUUAACAUUAAGUAAAAAAACUAUAGUUGCAACAAUCCAAGUCGCCACAAAUUGAUUGUAAUUUUCAUCAUACGAUAAUUGAUGCAACAUACAACAAUUUUUAACAUAUUAUAAAAAUUAAACUUGUAAUGUAUGUUCUAAUAUUAAUUAUUGAAUCUAAUAUUUAUCACUAAAAAAAAGUUAUAAUUGAGUAAAACUCUUUAUAUAUAAUGUCACGAUCCAAUUGUAAUUUGACUUAUCUAACUUCUAUGUUCAGCUAUUGUUACAAAAGAAUUGAUUCACCUCGUACCACAACACUUCUCCCAACACUUGAUAGGUCUAGAUCGAACAAGUAUCGUAAUAAUAAGUUAUCAUGUUAAAUUUAAGUAUAUAAAUGACUUCUAUCUCAAUGUUAUUCAAAGUAUUUGUAUAUAUAAUAUUACAACACCUACUAAAUAUUAUUUAUCAGCGAAAAGUCGGGGAAGUAGUAACCAAAACACAAAUAUGUUAUCAAUUGUUAAUACAAUAUUGUAUAUAAACUAAAAAUACAUCACUCUAAUCCAUAUAAAAUGUAACGAGUCUUCUUUUUUAUAUAUAAUUUUCUUAUUUUUAUUUAAUAUGAAACUUAAAUUCACUUUAUUUGAACCAGAAGCAAUCUUAAACAUGUCAAUAGAUGUCACAGAACAUUGAGUUUAAGAAUUAUAAGACUCUUAACUACUAAAGGACAAUGCAACUUUCAUAUUUUUGCACUAGUGUUGGAACAUCCUGUUUGUCAUUCUUGUUUUCUGUCUAUACUCGUUCAUAAUGGUCAAAAGUGCACAUAAACCGCAAGUUUGUGUAUGUAUAUCAUCGUUAGUGAUUCUAAGUUGAGGCUAAUGCUGACUAGAACCAUUUAUUUUUUGUGUAAUGAACAAAGUCAAAAGGUGAAGUUAGGUUUGAACCCUUUUUCGUUGUUAUAUAUGGCAACUUCCUUGCCAUGAAUAUUUUAGAGUAUCGGUUGAAGCCAUGGCCUGUGAGAGAGAGUUCCAAAUUGGUGUCCUUCUGACAUUUGUCAUCAUCUGGACACCCAUGUUUGUCCUCACUUAUUGUCCAUUUCAGGACUUUCUAGACCACUCUGUCUCCACUCUCCAAUUCAACCAUAUAAAUGCAAUCACAAUCACAAUACAAUCACUUCAUCUCCUUCACCACCCUCUUUCCCACACAACUACUUUUGCUUCAACAAUGAUACAAUCAAACCCACCACUCAUGCACCAUUAUGGAGCACUUGUCAGAAACUCUGCAGAACCCAAACAGGCUAAAAGUUUUAAUCUUCAAAACCCUUCUGCAGUGGAUGCAUGUGACCUACCUCUUAUAGACCUUGGUGCUCUCAAAAGUUCUAAUGAGAGAGACAAAAGGGCUUGCACUGCAGCAAUAUGCAAGGCUGCAUCAGAAUGGGGAUUUUUCCAAGUGGUAAACCAUGGUAUAAGCCAUGACUUGCUGAGAAAAAUGAGGAAUGAACAAAUGAAGUUGUUUGAAGUACCCUUUGAGAAGAAGAUCACUUGCGGGCUUCUCAAUAACCCGUAUAGGUGGGGGACACCAACAGCUACACGUUCAAGUCAUUUCUCAUGGUCUGAAGCAUUCCACAUUCCUCUCACAAUGAUCUCAGAAGCUGCUUCCUGGGGUGAAUUCAGUUCUUUGAGAGAAGCAAUAAAUGAGUUUGCACCAGCGAUGCUAGAAGUGUCUAGGUUGUUGGCAAGCAUUCUAGCACAAAACUUGGGCUACCCAAAAGAUGCAGUUGAAAAACUGUGUGAUGCAGGCACAUGCUUUCUGCGAUUAAAUCACUAUCCAUGCUGCCCAAAAUCUAAAGAAGAAAUUUUUGGAUUAGUGCCUCAUACUGAUAGUGAUUUCCUUACAAUUCUUUAUCAAGAUCAGGUCGGUGGACUCCAACUCAUGAAAGAUUCCAAAUGGGUUGCUGUAAAACCAAACCCAGAUGCUCUGAUUGUUAACAUUGGAGACCUUUUUCAGGCUUGGAGUAACGAUGAGUACAGAAGCGUGGAGCACAAGGUUGUGGCCAAUGACAAAAUGGAAAGAUACUCCGUAGCAUACUUCCUAUGCCCUUUUAACAAUACUGUCAUAAACGGCUGCAAAGGACCUUCUGUAUAUAGAAAGUUCACUUUCGGAGAAUACAGACACCAAAUUCAAGAAGAUGUCAAGAAAAUAGGGCAUAAAAUUGGACUAUCAAGAUUUAAACUUUAAGAUGCCUACGUACUGAACUGGCACUGAUACUAUUUUGCAUAUGUAGUAGUAGAAAAAAGAGGCAGCUCUAAUAUUCUUUUUUUUACCUAAAUAAAGUUUCUGUUCCUAUGCAAUGUGUAAGAAUAAAUAGAAAACGAGAUAUUCCCCAAAAAAAGGUGGUGGGAGCUUGGAAGCACCAAACUAAAAAAAUGGUCCCUCAGUGGGGUUUUUGCCUUUCCCUUUUGAUAUCAUAAACUCUUGAACAAUAACACACUUUCUACCAAUUAGAUAUGAUCGUAUAGUUGUCGACACAAUAAUGUUGUCAAACACGUGAACUUUUUCAUAAGAUUCCCCAAAACACAGCUUAUCGAAAUGGUGAAGUAAAUUGAAGACCUAAAAACAUACAAGUAGGUCUCUAAAAAUGAAGGUUAUGGGACGAUUCAUUGUGCUCCUCAAGGGAUAAGGUGGAAAAUAUUAAGUACCUGACAAGAAGA
Vigna angularis (adzuki bean) is the source of this 3705-nucleotide messenger RNA. Its product is annotated as gibberellin 2-beta-dioxygenase 8. NCBI's taxonomy places the organism in Eukaryota, Viridiplantae, Streptophyta, Magnoliopsida, Fabales, Fabaceae. The transcript is spliced from 3 exons. Gene Ontology annotation, molecular function: dioxygenase activity. The coding region runs from base 2003 to 3232 and encodes 409 amino acids. The record is from RefSeq and is a predicted model, not a curated record.